Messenger RNA from Nelumbo nucifera (sacred lotus), 1423 nucleotides. RefSeq names its product ribosomal RNA small subunit methyltransferase-like. Gene Ontology annotation, cellular component: nucleolus. NCBI's taxonomy places the organism in Eukaryota, Viridiplantae, Streptophyta, Magnoliopsida, Proteales, Nelumbonaceae. Gene Ontology annotation, biological process: rRNA methylation. Gene Ontology annotation, molecular function: rRNA (adenine-N6,N6-)-dimethyltransferase activity. The record is from RefSeq and is a predicted model, not a curated record.
UUGGCCUAGCAACCCUAGUAUGAAAUUGAAACCCUAAAACCUAAGCACCGAUGGAAUUCAAAGGACCUUUCGGCGUCGUCACCAUGCUACCCUCACAAAGAAUACUCCAUAGUCUCCAGAGUGUCUGUGUUCCCUCCCCACCGUGACGAAGCUGCGUUGUGGUGAUCCAUUGAAUCAGCAAUGGCGGGAGGAAAGAUCAAGAAGGAAAAAGCAUCUCGCGCAACAACGAACCACUUACAAGGUGGGAUUCCUUUCCACAAGUCAAAAGGACAGCACAUACUGAAGAACCCUCUAAUUGUCGACACGAUUGUUCAGAAAUCAGGAAUUAAGAACACAGAUGUGAUCCUCGAAAUCGGUCCAGGUACGGGAAACCUCACCAAAAAGUUGCUCGAGGUCGGGAAGAAAGUAAUUGCCAUCGAAUUGGAUGCUCGCAUGGUUCUCGAAUUGCAGCGUCGCUUCCAAGGGACACCCUUCUCGAAUCGUUUGACGGUCAUCCAAGGUGAUGUGCUCAAGUGUGAUCUUCCCUAUUUCGAUAUCUGUGUGGCAAACAUCCCUUAUCAAAUCUCUUCUCCUCUCACCUUCAAGUUGUUGUCGCAUCGACCAGCUUUUAGGUGUGCUGUUAUCAUGUUCCAGAGAGAAUUUGCCAUGAGGCUUGUCGCUCAGCCUGGAGAUAACCUCUAUUGCCGCCUUUCAGUGAACACACAGCUGCUGGCCCGUGUUAACCAUCUCCUCAAAGUAGGAAAAAACAACUUCCGCCCUCCACCCAAGGUGGAUUCCUCUGUGGUUCGAAUUGAGCCAAGAAAGCCACUUCCCCCUGUGAAUUUCAAGGAAUGGGAUGGGUUAGUCCGAAUUUGUUUCAAUAGGAAGAACAAAACUCUAGGUUCAAUUUUUAGGCAGAAGACUGUUCUCUCUUUGCUGGAGAAAAAUUACAGAACUUUGCAAGCUUUACAACAAUUACAAAGAGGGCAUUCGGAAGAUACAGAGAUGGAUGUAUCUGUUCUUGGUGACACUGGUGAGGACGUUAGUAUGGAUAUCGAAGAUGAAAGGGAUGAAGACGAGAUGGAAGUGGAGAAUGGUGGUGCAGGAGGCGAGUUCUCAGAAUUUAAAGAAAAAAUUUUGGGUGUGUUAAAGCAUGGAGAUUUUGAAGACAAGAGGUCUUCCAAACUCACACAAGUAGAUUUCUUAUACCUCCUGUCUUUAUUUAACAAGGAGGGGAUACACUUCUCCUGAUUUAGAGACUAGUGGUUACUUAGAGUUAUUACAAGCUUCUUAUUUCCAAUUUUGUUUUCUUGUUCGCCUUUUUAACUAGAAAGUAUUUUUUUUUUUGAUAAAGAAAGAAUUGAUUUUGUUCUGGGGAGAGAACUCCCUAAUUAGUAUUGUAAUGCAAUUUUACUUAUAUCAAGUUCUUGGAUUUUUUAUUUUA